AUGGAAACGACAACAAAGAAGCAUUUCGUCUCAGCAGACAAUGCUCGAGCUUUUGUCCAGUCUGUUCUAACAGCCAACGGUGUCUCUCCGGAAAACGCCAACAUCAUCGCGGAAUGCCUAGUCCUUGCAGAUUUGCGUGGAGUCGAUACUCAUGGCAUUAACCGCAUCCCAUCUUACAUGGAGCGGGUCCGGCAGGGGGUACUGGACGCCAAGGCCAUUCCCGUCCUUAACCAGAUCACCCCCGUAGUGGCGCAGGUAGAUGGACAGAACGGAUUCGGGUUCCUUGCCGCCCAUAUGGGGAUGAAGCGGGCGAUCGAGAUGGCCCGCGAGUUCGGGAUUGGAUUCGUCUCGGUGAAGCAUUCAAAUCACUUCGGGAUGUCUGCGUGGGUUGUGCAGCAGGCCAUCGAGGCGGGGAUGAUGAGUUUGGUUUUCACAAAUUCAUCGCCAGCGCUGCCUGUUUGGGGUGGCAGGGAGAAACUGAUGGGGGUAUCCCCGUUGGCGUGUGGUGCACCGGGGGGCAAGGAGAAACCGUUUAUACUGGAUAUGGCGCCCUCGGUUGCGGCGAGGGGCAAGAUCUACAAGGCUGCGAGGCGCGGCGAGAAAAUUCCGGGUGAUUGGGCUUUGGAUGGCGAGGGACGGCCGACGGAUGAUCCAAACAAGGCGCUUGAGGGAGUGAUGUUGCCGAUGGGAGGGCCCAAGGGGUCUGCAUUGGCGGUCAUGAUGGACGUGUUCUCGGGGGUGCUGUCUGGGUCUGCUUUUGCAGGACAUGUCACCAACCCGUAUGACCCUUCCAAGCUGGCUGAUGUAGGACAUUUCCUUGUCGCUAUCAAGCCAGACCUUUUCAUGGGGCUGGAGGAGUUCAAGGAACGCAUGGAUUAUCUAUACCAACGAGUGGUGGGCUCCGAGACGAUGGCAGGAGUAGAUCGAAUUUAUUUCCCUGGGGAGAUUGAGCAGCUCACUCAUGAAGAGAGGCUGGAGACUGGUAUCCCGUAUGUCCAAGCCGAGAUUGAUGGGUUAAACCGGGAGGCUGAGAAGGUCGGUGCCACCGAGAUUGUUGUGAAUUAG
Aspergillus clavatus NRRL 1 is the source of this 1065-nucleotide messenger RNA. Its product is annotated as Ldh family oxidoreductase. Bases 1 to 1065 code for a protein of 354 amino acids. Lineage: Eukaryota; Fungi; Ascomycota; Eurotiomycetes; Eurotiales; Aspergillaceae. The record is from RefSeq and is a predicted model, not a curated record. The transcript has a single exon. Gene Ontology annotation, molecular function: oxidoreductase activity.